Molecule: messenger RNA, 3762 nt
Organism: Eriocheir sinensis (Chinese mitten crab)
Lineage: Eukaryota; Metazoa; Arthropoda; Malacostraca; Decapoda; Varunidae
Product: trichohyalin-like
Exons: 15
Coding region: 166-3228 (1020 amino acids)
Source: RefSeq, a predicted model, not a curated record
AUGAUUAUCGUUUAAACAGUUAAUUCCUCGGCAACAGUUAUGGGCCAGAAGCCGGAGAAUUAAAUAAACGGCUCUUGAGUACGAUAAUCUGGCAACGGUGUCCCGGAGUUCAAACAUGUCCGGGUCAACCCUCCACACACCUUCUUAUUAACGCCAUUUUAGUGCAUGAGUCUUCCUGAUCGCUCCGACGCACCUGCCAACGCCACCACCACCAUGCCCAAGAAGAAGAGCGCUGUGGUUGACGCUGCGCCGCCCGCCACUAGCCAUGAGGAGCUUGGAGGAGAGAGCCACAAGAAGAAGAAGAAGAAGAGGAAGAGGACGGACAGUCAGGAGACGGAGAUGGAGGAGGCUGCCCAUAACCUAACCUAUACCUCCAUUACCUCCUCCUCCUCGGGCUUGGCGACACCGGGCAAGAAGAAGAAGAAGAAGAAGAAGAAGAGGAAGAGCCUUGACGAGAGUGAGGUUCUUCAAACAACCAUCAACGGGGUCAAGGAAGAAGAGGAGGAGGAGGAGGAGGAGGAAGGGAAGACCAAGAAGAAGAAGAAGAGGAGGAAAUCGGAGACAGCCACGGAGGAAGAGGAGAAGAAGGAGGAGGAGGAGGAGGAGGAGAUGGUGGUCAUGGAAGAGCCAGUCCCCAAGAAGAAGAGGAAGAAGAAGGGGAAGAAGGAAGAAGAGGAGGAGGAGGAGAUGAGUCCGAAGAAGAAGGAGGAAGAGAAAGUGACCCCAAGGAAGGAAGAGGAGGAGGAGGAAACCCCAAGGAAGAGGAAGAAGGAGGAGGAGGAGGAGAUGAGUCAGAAGAAGGAGGAAAAGAGAAUGACCCCAAGGAAGGAGGAGGAGGAGGAGGAGAGCCCAAGGAAGAAGAAGAAAAAGAAGAAAAAGAGGCAGGAGGAAGAGGAGGAGGAGGAGAAGAAGAAGGAGGAGGAGGAGGAGGCAGCUGCAAAAUCAGAGGAGAAGAAGAAAGUUAAGUUUCUCCUUAAUCUUCUCUUGUAUUCCCCCGCCCCCCCACAGCUGCAGUCCACCCCCCCUGUCUCCACCUCCACCACCACCCCCACCUCCACCAAAGGAAAGAAGAAGGCGAAGUUGAAGGAAGAGGAGGUGGAGGAGAAGAAAGUGGAAGAGGAAGAGGAAGUUCAUGAUAAUGAUGGCUGGACCCAAGAGGAGACCUAUGACCUCCUGGACCGGGUGAAGGAACAAUUUCGCAAAGACAAACGGGCGUGCCGGGCAUCCGUUGGGGGGGUGGACUGGGGGGCCGCCGCUCCCCCGGGCCAUACACCCGACGAUGCCCGGGAACACUUCAUGGCCCAUUAUAAGAAGAUUAACCAAUAUAAGACCCUGACAACCGUGGUGGAUGAGGUCCGCAGCCUGGUGGAAUCCGGGUUGAUCAUCCACCCCAAGCCCCUCCUCCUGCCCUACCAGAGGUUCCUCAAAAAGCACUUCACCCAGGAACAGCUCAAUGAAGCCAAGGAGAGAGGGGAGAACUUCCGGAUGGGCCAUGCAGCGUGGAAGAACCUGCCGGAGGAAGAGCGGGAGGUUUUCAUCCGUGAGUACAAGCAGGACCGCGCCAAGGCAAGGCAGACCACAGCAAAGGGUGGCAAGAAAUCUGGCAAGCUGAUCAAACUUCCAAAACUUCCACACCAGUUAUACCGGGAUGACGCGGAUGACAGCACCAAGGGAGGGAGCCGCCCCCCCUACUCAUCCCUCACGCCAUCCCAGCAGCUCCCAUACAUCCGCCGGUCGCUGGAGGAACACAUCCGCUACCAGGCCGAUGUUAAGGCUUACUCCGCCGCCCACCCCGACUUCUCCGCCCCGCCCUGCCCCGCCAUUGGUAAGACAGACCUCAAGCUGUACCUGGAGUCUCAUGGGUACCCCGAGGUGCCCCCGUCGCGCCCCCAGACCGUGCUCUACCGGGAACUGCUGCAGAAGGGGGAGUUGGAAGACCUGCCGGGCCUGAAGAAGAUGUCCGAGGCGUUGAGGAGGUACAGGGAGAUGAGUGUCCAGGAGAAGCUCGUCUACAGGGAGAGGCAGGCCAAGAGCGUAGAGUCUUACGAGGAGGGCCUGAGGAAGUUCUCCGAGGGCCAGGAUGAGGUGACCCACUUUGCUCUCAAGAAAUACCAGGAACACAUCAAAUCACAUCCCACCAAGAAGACAACGACGAUCAAAGUCAGGCCCCGCUCCACCACACUCGAGACCAUCUUCCCGCACACCGCCCCGGCUGUUCUCACACAGUGCCCAAAAUUCCUCGGGGAACCUCCACGUCCGGUUCCGUCAGCGUUCAAACUCUUCGCUCUGAAACUCCGCGCGACGUAUGAAGACCUUAGUGGGGCGUCCCUCCAGCGCGCCUUGAGGGAGGGGUGGAAGGGGCUGACGACGGACGAGGUGGCGGUGUACGAGUCUCGCUGUCGGCUCUUACACAAGGAGUUCGAGAAGGAGGUGAAGGCGUACGUUCGUCAAAUGGACCCCAAGAAUCGUCGGCUGUACCUCGGGUUCAAUCGAUACACACUCUAUAAGUUCUUCGGGAAUCGGGAUGUGUUCAUUGAUGAUUUCCCGAACAGCGACGAGUACCCGGUGUUCCUUAAGGGUCAGAAGCAGCCCCCAACCAGCCCCAGCAAGCCCCAAGAAGAAGAGGAAGAGGAGGAGAGUGAGGAGGAGGAGACUACUCAGAAGAAGACCACUAAGUUAUCUCCACUCCAGUUCUCCUCCCUGAAGUUAUCUCCCUCCUCCAGUCCGAAGAAGCCCUCCUCCUCCUCCUCCUCCGCCUCCCCGUCGAAGAAGAAGACCAAGGCCCCUCCUCCUCCUCCUCCCAUGUCGGACUCAGAGGAAGAGGAAGAAGAGGAAGAGGUGAAUGUGACGAGUGGGUCUCCAAUUAAGAAAAAUGAGAAAAAGUCCCCUGCAACCAAGACCAAGCAACCACCACAACCACAACCAAAGUCGGAUUCUGAAACUUCAGCGGAUGAGAUGGAGAUUGCCCCGGCCUGGUUUUCCCCACAAGUCAACCAGCCCAAGAAAAAGUCCCCUGCAACCAAGAAGACCAAGAAGCAACCACCACAACCACCUCCACCAAAGUCCGAUUCUGAUUCCGAUGAUGAGGAGGAGGAGGAGGAGAUUACCCCGGCCUGGCAUUCCCCACAAGUCACCCAGCCCAAGAAGCAGCCACAGAAACAACCACCCCAACAGAAGAAGAAGAAACAGAAAGAUUACAGCAGCUCAUCCUCAGGGUUCUCAGAUUAGUGAUGUUCCCUUCCACCGCCUCCACCAGGGACCCUAAACACCUUGCUCCACCUCACCACAACUGCUCAACAUGUGCUCCACCCCUCCCUCAAGAUGUCUGCGCCUCCUCUUCUGUUUCUGUAGUCCACCUCUCUCCAGCAUUCUGUUCCCUUCCCCCUUCACAUCCCCUUCUCCAACACCCCUUCCCAGCAUCUCCGAACCAUCCCCCCCCACUUCAGGCCCGGCAGCUGUGAGGAUGUACACCAUGCAAGAGACAUUUACAAACUUCAAAUAGAUCACUUAACAUCCCUCUAGUAAGUGUUGGUAGCAGAAAUGGAUUUACGAGGUUUUGGGAAGGUAUCUGGAGGGGGGCCGUCACUUCCUUGCCCUAUGCUGAGGUUUGGUUGGGGGCUUCCUAGGCUUGCCCCUUUUUCAGACACUGGGGAAUGUAUGGAGAUUAGAGGAGCGUGCUGUGUGUGUCCUCUGGGUGCUGGCAAGGGUGUCCUGUAUUGGGGGUUGGGGGGAUUAGAGAGAGAUUUAUGGGUUGUAAUGUAA